GCCCGGAACCGAGGGCGGGUGGUUGUUGUGUCCGGGGGACGGAUUGAGCAGUGGGAGCGGAAGCGUGGAGUGGUGGAGGAGGAGGCGGCUGUGGACGUUCUAAAUUGGGACAAGUGAACUGAUAACUAAUAAGAUGGAAGCUGUACCCCAAGGAAAGAAAAUGGUUGCACCCACUGUAUCUCAGAUAAAUGCUGAAUACGUUACACAGUUAUCAAAUAGAUAUUGGGCACCGCACGUGAAGAAAAAAAUGACGUUUGAUUCAAAGGUCAUUGAAGAUGUGUAUCAGAAAGAAAUUCUAAGGACCAAAUUUGCAAUUAGAAAGAUUAUGCUGCUUGAAUUCAGUCAGUAUCUCGAGAAUUAUCUCUGGCCAAAUUACUCCUCCGCAGUAUCCAGCAAUGCCUACCUCAUGUCCAUUUGCUGUAUGAUAAAUGAAAAGUUUCGUGAAAACGUUCCUGCUUGGGAGACAUUUACACAGAAGCCCGAACACUUUCCCUACUUCUUCAAGUGUAUUUUGAAUGCGUCUCUUGCAAAAGAAAGUAAUCUUACAUUACGUGAGCAAACUGUUCUACUGGUCUUUCUUGAUCAUUGCUUUAACAGCUUGGAAGUGGAUCUAAUUCGAGAGCAGGUGCAGCGGCUUAUUUCUCUUCCAAUGUGGAUAUGUUUGGUCUCGUCACGCCUUGAACAUGAACUGAAAAAGACACCAAAGUUGAGGAAAUUCUGGAAUAUGAUCAAGAAAAAGGAAGAGAAAAUGGAUGAAAAAAACAAAGAACAGGCAGAUCAAGAAAAACAAUUCCUCUCUUGUCUGAUCAGCAAAUUCCUUCACGUUUUGAAAUGCAUUCCUCCUGCAGGGUCAGCCAGCAUGGAUGUGGUUCAUUAUUGUGAGAGAUUUGUUGAACUUAUGAUAGAUUUGGAGGCUCUCCUCCCAACACGACGUUGGUUCAGUACAGUUUUGGAUGAUUCCCAUUUAGUCACCCACUGUUAUCUAUCAAAUCUUGUCGAGAAGGAAAAGGAAGGACGACUCUUCAGUCAGUUAUUAGAUAUGUUGAAGUUCUAUACUGGCUUUGAAAUAAACGAUCAGACGGGAAACGCUCUUACUGAGAAUGAGAUGACUACGAUACAUUAUGAUCGCAUAACUUCGCUUCAGAGGGCAGCAUUUGCUCACUUUCCAGAACUGCAUGAUUUUGCUUUGUCUAAUGUGGCAGCAGUUGAUACUCGGGAAUCACUGGUGAAGCAUUUUGGAUCACUUAGUCCCAACACACUCCACAAAGUGGCGUCAUACCUUUGUCUUUUGCCAACCCUGCCAGAAGGAGAGAAUACAUGUUAUGAAAAGGAAUUUCUCUUGGAAAUGUUGGUGUCCCGACAUGAACGGCGAACAUCUCAAAUUCAGCAAUUAAAUGAGAUGCCCCUUUAUCCCACAGAGAAAAUCAUCUGGGAUGAAAACAUUGUACCGACGGAAUAUUACUCUGGUGAAGGCUGCCUUGCAUUGCCAAAGCUGAAUUUGCAGUUCUUGACUCUUCAUGACUAUCUGCUGAGGAAUUUUAAUCUCUUUCGGCUGGAGUCAACAUAUGAAAUCAGACAGGAUGUGGAGGAUGUAAUCAGCAGACUUAAACCAUGGCAAGGAGAGUACGGAGGCGUUGUCUUUGGUGGUUGGGCUCGAAUGGCGCAACCUAUCGUCACUUUCACGAUUGUGGAAGUAGCAAAACCCAACAUUGGUGAUAACUGGCCGGCAAGAGUCCGUGCUGACGUAUCCAUCAACUUAAACGUUCGAUAUCAAAUCAAGGGAGAAUGGGAAGCUCUUCGCAAACACGAUGUCUGUUUCCUUGUAACUGUUCGACCAGUCUUGCCUUAUGGCACAAAGUUUGACCGAAAGCAACGAUUUGUAGAGCAAUCGGGACUCAUGUUUGUGCGUGGAUGUGAAAUUCAAGGCAUGCUGGAUGAGAAAGGACGGGUCAUUGAAGAAGGUCCUGAACCUAAACCAAAGCUGAAAGGAGAUUCACGAACAUAUAGAGUAUGGCUAGAUCCCAACCAAUAUCAGCAGGAUAUGAGCUUCUCAAUUCAAAAUGGGGCAGAAGAUGUCUACGAGACCUUCAACAUAAUCAUGAGAAGAAAACCUAAAGAAAAUAAUUUUAAGGCAGUGUUGGAGACUAUCCGGAACCUAAUGAACACGGAGUGUGUCGUUCCUGACUGGCUUCAUGAUAUUAUCCUUGGUUAUGGAGAUCCAGGAAGUGCUCAUUAUUCUAAAAUGCCAAAUCAGAUUGCCACACUGGACUUUAAUGACACCUUCCUCUCAAUUGAUCACUUGAAAGCUAGUUUUCCUGGCUGUACGAUUAAAUCCACUGUUGAAAGCUCCACUUUGCAGAAACCUCCCUUCAGGAUCACAUUCUCAGUACAGUGCUGCAAGGGGAAAAAACGGAAAGGAGGAAGUGAUGGUGAGGAGGCAGAAGAGAGUCAGACAUUGACUAUUGAACCUCAUGUGAUUCCAAAUAGAGGACCUUACCCCUACAAUCAGCCGAAGAGAAACACAAUUCAAUUUACACCCACACAGAUAGAAGCAAUUCGAGCUGGCAUGCAACCAGGCCUUACAAUGGUGGUAGGCCCACCAGGAACAGGAAAAACUGACGUGGCCGUGCAGAUAAUAUCUAACCUGUACCAUAACUUUCCAGAGCAAAGGACUCUCAUUGUGACCCAUUCCAACCAGGCUUUGAACCAGCUGUUUGAGAAGAUCAUGGCACUGGACAUUGAUGAACGGCAUCUUCUUCGUCUGGGUCACGGUGAAGAGGAACUAGAGACCGAGAAGGAUUUUAGCAGAUACGGUCGGGUAAAUUAUGUGCUGGCUCGGAGACUCGAGUUGUUGCGUGAAGUUGGGCGAUUACAGGAGAGUCUGGGAGUUCCUGGUGAUGUCUCGUACACCUGUGAAACAGCUGGACAUUUUUACCUGUAUCAGGUGAUGUCACGUUGGGAAGAAUAUCUCAGUAAAGUAAAGGCCAAAAGUGGAAAGUCUGGGGAUGUUACAACAGUGUCUGAGCAUUUCCCAUUCCAUAAAUGCUUCGCAAAUGCUCCCCAGCCUAUUUUUAAAGGCCAAUCAUACGAAGAAGAUAUGGAAAUAGCUGAAGGGUGUUUCAGGCACAUUAAUAAAAUAUUUACACAGUUGGAGGAGUUUCGGGCUUUUGAACUGCUGAGGAGUGGGCUGGAUAGAUCAAAAUAUUUAUUGGUGAAAGAAGCAAAGAUCAUUGCCAUGACAUGUACUCACGCUGCCUUAAAACGACAUGACCUGGUAGAGCUGGGCUUCAAGUAUGACAACAUCCUGAUGGAGGAAGCAGCACAGAUUCUUGAGAUUGAAACAUUUAUUCCACUACUACUACAGAACCCUGAAGACGGUUUCAGUAGACUGAAGCGUUGGAUUAUGAUAGGUGACCACCAUCAGCUUCCACCAGUCAUUAAGAACAUGGCUUUCCAAAAGUAUUCCAACAUGGAGCAAUCCCUAUUCACACGUUUUGUUCGUUUGGGAGUUCCAACCGUGGAUCUUGAUGCACAAGGCAGAGCGAGAGCAAGUUUGUGCAACCUCUAUAACUGGCGUUAUAAGAAACUCGGUAAUCUGCCUCACGUCCAGAACCUACCUGAGUUUUGUGCUGCUAAUGCCGGCUUAGUAUAUGACUUCCAGUUGAUCAAUGUGGAGGAUUUCAAUGGUAUCGGUGAAUCAGAACCAAAUCCAUACUUCUACCAGAAUCUAGCCGAGGCUGAAUAUGCAGUAGCCCUUUUCAUGUACAUGCGCCUCUUGGGAUAUCCUGCAGAGAGAAUUAGCAUCUUGACAACGUACAACGGUCAGAAGCAUUUGAUUCGUGAUGCCAUCAAUCAGCGUUGCGGUAGUAAUCCUCUUAUAGGUCGUCCAAGCAAGGUGACCACAGUGGACAGAUUCCAGGGGCAACAGAACGAUUAUAUUAUCCUCUCAUUAGUACGAACUAAAGCUGUUGGACAUCUGAGGGAUGUUCGGCGAUUAGUUGUUGCCAUGUCGAGAGCCAGGCUCGGACUGUACAUCUUUGCAAGAGCCUCGCUCUUCCGGAACUGCUUUGAGCUUACUCCAGCCUUUAAUCAGCUUACAGCUCGGCCCCUCCAACUGCACAUCGUACCAUCCGAGUACCUCCCCACGGACAGAAGGAAUGGCCAUAUACCAACCCAUUUGAUGCGAGUUAUCAAAAACAUGCCGGAGAUGGCAAACUUUGUCUACAAUAUGUACAUGCACAUAAUUCAGAGGAUGCACCAAUACAGACAGCCGGUACUUCUUCCACCAGCCCCCAAGUCAAUAAAAGAGCCUGAUCCAGCUCCAGUCAUUGAGAAUGUGGAAGAGGUUGAAGAAUCUGUUCCCGAAAGUAAAGAUGAAGAGACACCUGUGGAAGAACAUCGACAGAUGCCUGAGCAUCCUGGCAGAGACAGUGAUAGUGAGGGCAACGAUGAUGAAGAAGAAGAAGAAAAACAAGAAGAAAAAGAGAAAGAAGAGAAAGAAGAAGGAGGAGAAAAAGAUAAAGAAGAAAAAGAAAAAGAUGAAAAAGAAAAAGAAAAAGAUAAAGAAGAAAAAGAUAAAGAAGAAAAAGAAAAAGAAAGCUAAUUUAGUUCAAAUAUUGGACCUUAGUUCUGACAUUUCUGUGCAAGUAGCCAGUAUACGUGCUUAGAAUAUCAGUCAUCAUUCACAAUAAUCCUGUGACUACCUGUUUUAUUUUCUAGUAAUGUGGGAUUUAACAUUCUAUCUUGUAUUGCCAGUUGCAUGUAAAUUAAUUUUAUAGAACGCCAUACCAAAUGUUAUAAUCCACAAGAUUUUCAGAAUGAAAAUGUCAUGAAUGAAAUCUAGUAUGGGUUCAAAACUAGACUGGAGUGAAUUUUGCUAAAAAAUAGAUUUCUGGAUUGUAUCCAAUCAAUAUGACAACUUCUCUUUAUUCUUUCUCUUCACUGCUCACUGACCCACCGUGCAUUCCCAGAUUUUAAAUGUUUUAAGAAAACAAACUCAGUACAUUUAAAUAAAGUGUCUGGAAUGGA
Messenger RNA from Leucoraja erinaceus (little skate), 5028 nucleotides. It is a transcript of the gene aqr, whose product is annotated as aquarius intron-binding spliceosomal factor. The transcript has 36 exons. Gene Ontology annotation, molecular function: mRNA binding; helicase activity. The record is from RefSeq and is a predicted model, not a curated record. Gene Ontology annotation, cellular component: catalytic step 2 spliceosome. Gene Ontology annotation, biological process: mRNA splicing, via spliceosome. NCBI's taxonomy places the organism in Eukaryota, Metazoa, Chordata, Chondrichthyes, Rajiformes, Rajidae. Bases 134 to 4603 code for a protein of 1489 amino acids.